AUGAGAAUUUUGGUGUUGGCAAUUCUUGUUGGAUUGGUGGCCGUUACAAUGGCGGUAAGUGCGGAGCAUCGUAGUUUUGUACUGUGGGAACGCGGAGCAUCUUGAUAACUGAGAUUAGGGUGUUAUUGAGGAGUGUCGUUAGCAAUACCUAUUCUAUUCUUUGGAAUCGCGGAGUAUCGUAGUUUCUAUGCUGUGUAAAAGCGGAGCAUCGUUUGAAAAAUGCUAUUAGUUUUCAAAGCGGAAUUGCGGAGCAACGUUCGAAAAACAUGGCUCAGCCUAGUAAUUCUAGAUAUUUAAAAUGAAAAUGCGGAGAACCGGCGUUUCCUUACAGUAUCUUGGUGUCGUAAUAGCGGAGUGUUGUUCGAAAAUCCCAACAUUUCACUUAUGUUUUUUCAGCGCAGCAAACCAAGUUUGAACAAAGUUCUACGAGACCAGAAAAAAGCUGUGAGUUUGAAGGCUCUCUCUUUAAAUUCCUAUCUGAAACAUUUCCAGCGUCGUCUUUUGGCGGCUUCGAAUUCGAAUUCGGCAUCAUCAGAAGAAUCAUCAGAAGUUGGGUAAGAAGUUCUCUUUUUCGGAUUUUCAAAAAACAAAUCUGAAAAUUUUGCAGAGUCUCUGACUUCUACGAGGAUCGUUUGAGUCGACGAUUGGCUGGCGGGUAAAAUUUCAAAAUUUAAUUUCAGGUUUCCAAAGAACAACAAAAAAUUUCAGGAGAAGAAGACUUUCUGGCUCAAGAUCUGGCUCAAGAUCUGGAACCAGUUAUAGAAAUCGAAGACUUUCACGUUUUCCAAGAAGAUUUGGGUAAGAAAAAGAAAACAUGGGUUUUUCACGUGGCAACUACUGUAACCUUUUUUGUAGGGAUGACUUGGAUCAAUUCAACAAUGUCGAAUCCUAUAGACCAAGGUAAUUAGGUUCUCAAGCAGCCAAUGCUUGGCAGAGGGGCUCACAAGGCAUGGCUACUUGAGAAAGAGGCAACUUCUUGACAAGCAGCAGCUCCUUGACACAUGUGUUCUCGCCUUUUCAUAACAUUAAUUUUUCCAGAAACUUGGUUGGUGGAUAUCCAACAAGCGACUUUCAUGGGUCAGUUGAUUAUUAAAAUUUCAUUUUACAAAAAUUCUUGCAGACUGCCACGUGGACUCAACCGUAACGUUCAUCAAAACAUUUUCAGUCCACCUCGUCGACUUUACAAUAAUGGAUUCAGCAAGUGAGUACUUCAAGAAGUGACUGCUUGGUUGAUAUAUCGGGUGUCAAGGAGUGUUUGCUUCACAAAUGAAACUAGGGCUAAGGGAUAGCUCCUUGACACCAAAUAAUUUUUCAAUUGACAUCUGCUUGACUAACAAUUUUGCUGUCAAGUAAAACUUUCUUAAUCAAAAGUUUUCAGCCCAACAACCUACAACAGAUUCUCUCAACAAUCGAGAAGGUAAAUUUGAAUUUUUCUGCUAAUAAUUUCUUCCCAAAAAUGUCUGAAAUUUUCCAGCUUCCCACGUCAUCUUCAAUACAAAAUCGAACCAAUGAUUCCAAGAAUCUAA
Caenorhabditis angaria is the source of this 1526-nucleotide messenger RNA. Lineage: Eukaryota; Metazoa; Nematoda; Chromadorea; Rhabditida; Rhabditidae. The record is from the annotation of a GenBank genome assembly.